This is a messenger RNA of Histoplasma capsulatum G186AR, 1685 nucleotides long. RefSeq lists its product as uncharacterized. The record is from RefSeq and is a predicted model, not a curated record. Lineage: Eukaryota; Fungi; Ascomycota; Eurotiomycetes; Onygenales; Ajellomycetaceae. Bases 59 to 1483 code for a protein of 474 amino acids. The transcript has 4 exons.
UAUAUUCGCAACUCAUGCCCAACUCAUUUCGAGAAAUUACCACAGAUUCUGAAUUAUAAUGACAAGCGACGACGAGUUCUUUUUUGACUAUCUUGCUUCCAUCCCGAACAAUGUUAAAAAAUAUUCGUCUCAGGUUGCAGACUCAGUAAAUGAACAUGUGGAUCACCUCGCAUUAGCUGUCCGAGAUGUGUUGGCUCGCCAGUCAUGGCUGCCAUCUGUAGUUAAGCCGCUUGGAAAACCCUUGGCGAAAUCACCGUCCUCACUCCCUCCUCAAUCCACCCUCGAUCUGGUACAGGACUGGAUAUCAAGAAACCGUGCUUGGACAGCAGCUAUUGUCGCAUUUGUUGGAACUGGAGCUUUCCUGGUCUAUGGAAGCAAAAAGCUCAGCGGCAAGAAAAGGAAAGCGCGAAGAGCUGGCAAUGGCGCGCGUAAGGAGAUCGUGGUUAUUGCGGGCUCUCCACAUGAGCCUAUGACCAGGUCUGUUGCUAAUGAUCUUGAACGUCGCGGCUUUAUCGUUUUCAUUACAGUUGCUUCAUCUGAAGAGGAAAAUGCAGUUCGAGCAGAGGGUCAAGAAGAUAUUCGCCCACUGUGGCUCGACUUAACAACCACACUCUCGACACCGUCGGAAAUCCAUCCUUCUCUCCAUACAAUUCAAUCCUUGAUAACUCACCCGCAAACUCUGAUGCCUGGAAUACAACCACACGUUUGCCAACUAAGCGGCCUGGUUGUCGUACCCUCGCCAAAGUUUCCCACGGGGCCUGUCGCAACAAUCCCAGCGUCAAAUUGGGUUGAUACUAUAAAUACUCGACUUCUAUACCCUAUAUUAACAACACAGCUUCUCUUGCCGCUUCUUACGUUAAAAAAUAACAGCAGUUCGAUAGUCUUGCUUUCGCCGUCGAUACAGUCUUCGUUGUCUGCGCCUUUCGCAACCCCAGAAGUCACAAUAACCCGAGGUUUAUCUGGUUUUGCAACUAGCUUACGACAAGAACUCCGACAUCUACAACGAGCCCACAACGGCUCUGGUAAUAGAAUCGAAGUAAUCGAGUUAAAACUUGGGAACAUUGAUUUAGGUCGCCAGUUCCGAAAUGACCGGAAUCAGAAUACAGGAACGGAGGUCCUUACUUGGCAGCCGCAGCACCGGGCUCUGUACGGCUCAACGUACCUGUCCAGUAUUGAUUACAGAGUUGGAAGAUCAGUGGGUGCAGCUUAUGGUAGUCCGGCCAGAGACCUGCAUUUAGCGAUCUUUGAUGCCCUCGCCCCGGCCCCCAAGUCGUGGUUGGGCCGGCGCAAACGUAAGCCGCCAACUGUUUAUGUUGGCAAAGGUUCCAGAACUUACUCCAUCGUCGGGAAUAUAGUUCCCAGUGGGCUAGUAGGAUGGAUGCUCGGUCUCCGUUCCAGCCAUACGGGUCCCCUGGUAGAUCUAAAUUGGGAUGCCAAUAGCAGUGGGACGAGCAGCGAAACAGGAUGGGAGAAACUCGCGUAGAGUGUUAAGUGCUCCUUUUUUCCUUAAUCAAUUUUAUCUGUAAUUGUACUUACACGAUAUGCACAUAUUUCACGUUUUGUUUUGGGUAAUUGGCGGAACAUGUACUGUACUCUGGACGGCGUUGCGAGGGAAGAAUCGUGCAUAUUAGCGAAAUGAAUUUGCACCACUGAUUCAAUACUAUAUAUAUAUUUACUAGCUCCAC